AUGAGUCUGUCACUUCAUCAUUUGCCCGAAGAGAUCCUUUAUCAUAUCCUCUCCUACUGCCCUCCGACCACCUGCGCGGCUCUGAACGGCACCGCCUCGUAUUUCCACGGCGUCUCCAACGAGCCACGACUAUGGCGCCUCUACUGCCAGCGGUCGUUUCAACAUUGGGAUCCUCGGCAUGAUCUCCCGUCCAAGCUCGCCGGUCCGGUCGCCGUGGUGGAGUGGAAGGAUCUGUAUGUCGCGCGACACCGGGUGGACCGGACCACCCGGCACCUGCUGGACGGGAUCCUGGCGGAGCAGACGGGUCGGAUGGAGAAAUUCCGGGCGCUGGUCGAGUUGGGAUGCGAUGUGAAAGAUACCCUCCUACGGAAUUGUGCCCCGGACGCCCGACAGGAUGACGUUCUGGCGCGAACAUACUAUGCGCGUGCGCUGCUGAAUGCCCUCCAUCGGAACAUAGCGGUCCCCCAAUGGACGCGACUACGCAGAGGAGAGCCCGUAUCCCUGGAACAGGCCCUGGGAACGUUUGAUCUGUUUCUUCCGGAGAGCACAUUUAGAGGCCUAGAAGAAAUCAGCGCCCGACUGGAUGAGAUCGCCGGCCAGAUUUCUCAUACCGACCCGGAAUUCGACAGCCGAACCUCGCGAGACAAGGCGAAAGCUGUUCUCGCCUACCUACGCGGGAACGGUCUGACGGGCAUGGAUGGCCGCCGGGAAUAUCAUAGCAUCGAUCAUAACUUCCUAGGACUGGCAUUACAGGAUCCCGGCCAUAACUCCCUACCUCUCGUCUCCGCCGUCCUAUACUGCGCCGUGGCGCGACGCCUCGGCUUGGAUGCCCGCCCGUGUGGGAUCCCGUUUCAUGUUUACGUGACCGUGGUGCCCGCCGCGGGCUACGAUAUGGAUGACAAUGCUCUAGAACCCGGGACAGUCGGAGCGGCCCUGUACCUGGACCCCUUCCGAUCUCCGCGGGAAACGCCCGUGGCCGACCUACACAGCCAGUUGGCUCUUCUGGGGGCCUCUCCGGCGCAACAACGCAUCUUCCUGAGCGGGUCUCGGACCGCGGAAAUUGUCCUGCGGUGCAGCCAGAGCAUCUCGGACUCGGUAAACCUCCAAGUGCAGCUCCCGGGCGUGCAUCUAUCCGCUCCCGUGGACCUGAACAGUGCGCGCUACGCGGCGCUGUGGGCGUCGAUACUCUUGCUCCCUGCUUCGCGGUCCCGGGAGCGCCGGGACCAAUUGCCGUGGUUCCUCGAGCUGUUUGCCACGGAAUUUCCGUGUGACUUGUACCUUGUCGAGCGGCAUCUCGCCCCUCUGUUCGCAGGGACCGUCGAGCACGAGCAGAUCCUGCGGUGUCUGCAUGUGAUCCGGGCCGUCGAUGAGAUCCCCAGGCCGGUGAAACGACGGACGGCGGAACACAGCCACAUCCAAUACCGGGUUGGCGAGGUGUUUCGCCACCGGCGGUACGGGUAUACGGGGAUCAUCACGGGGUGGGACACAGAGUGUGAUGCGGGAGAGCGGUGGAUGCGACGGAUGGGGGUGGAUCGCCUGGCGGGCGGACGACACCAGAGUUUUUAUCACGUUUUGGUGGAAGACAAAAGUGUGCGGUACGUGGCGGAGGAGAACAUUACGCGCAUCCAGCCGCAUGAGGCCGACCUCCCUCCGACCCUGAUCGCGAUCGCGGGCAAGCAUUUCAAACGAUGGGAUGACGAUCGGUGCGUCUUCAUCAGUAACAUCACCGACGAGUAUCCAGACGAUUAG
Aspergillus campestris IBT 28561 is the source of this 1749-nucleotide messenger RNA. Its product is annotated as YccV-like-domain-containing protein. Gene Ontology annotation, molecular function: protein binding; DNA binding. Lineage: Eukaryota; Fungi; Ascomycota; Eurotiomycetes; Eurotiales; Aspergillaceae. The transcript is spliced from 4 exons. The record is from RefSeq and is a predicted model, not a curated record. The coding region runs from base 1 to 1749 and encodes 582 amino acids.